Molecule: messenger RNA, 1559 nt
Organism: Darwinula stevensoni
Lineage: Eukaryota; Metazoa; Arthropoda; Ostracoda; Podocopida; Darwinulidae
Source: the annotation of a GenBank genome assembly
CUUGACGUCAUCACUCUUUCAUUGAGCCUCAAUGAGUGCAGCAUCAAAAGUAGUUUUCCUUCUGAAAUUCCCGAAUAGAUGAUUAUUGUGAUGGGGUGGUGAUUCGAGGAAGAAACUGCGCCUCGUGCGCAAGACGCCAAAAAUGAUUUCACCAUGGAGUCCCGGAGCAUUUGCUCUCAAUCUGUUUUCAACGCAUCACGUUCUUCACCUGAUCAAUGGCAGAGGAAUUCAAUGGGAUCAGCUUGGGGUUUCAGGCCCCAAGCAUAUUUUUUCAUGCUAAGGCCCCAACCUUCAAUAGUGAUGGAGGGCCUGCCAAUGUGGAUGGUGGCAGAGGGCAUGCUGGCCUUCAAGGCCAAACUGAUUUCUUUGACUGGAUGGAAAACAAGAUGGAUCUGAGUCUCUUUGAUGCCCUUCCUGGAGAAGAACCAAUAACUGAGACAGUGAAUCUAUAUGUCAAUGGGAAGAAGGUACAUCCAAUUGAUCAACUGCUGGCACAAAGCAUUGAUCUCGACAUUCUGAACCAACUAGAUGCCACACCAGAAGGGAAGUCAGCUUUGUCUGAUGAUUUCCCUUCUACCAUCUCCCAGCAUCCCAAAAUCGCUGAAGAACUACCUAAUGAAAGACUCAAGACUGUCCAGAUGCCCAUAGCCCAGGAAGUCCAGGUUUUGGGCCAUGAAGGAGACUCAGAUGAGGGAUUUACCACCAUCAGUGCUGAUGAACUCAUGUCUCUUCUGUCGCAUUCAUGGGAAGAUACAUGCUCAUCUGGUGUGGAAUUCCCGUCCUCACCUUCAUCUGUUUCCUCUACCUCUUAUGAUGAUAGCAUGGAUACUGAAGACUGCCAAGAUGUCUGUGAGAUAUCAUCACCAAUGAAUGCCCAGAAGAGAAGGCAGAGAGUAGGACCUGAAGAGAAGAGGCUUCGAAAAAAAGAGCAGAACAAGAAGGCAGCUACCCGCUACCGCUUGAAGCAAAAGUACCAAAAGCAGGGCCUUUGCUCUGAGCAGCUGAUUAUGGAGACCAAGAAUAAGGAAUUGAGAGAAAAACUUGAGAGUUUGUGCAAAGAAAAGAGGUACCUUGCAAGGCUUAUGCGAGACUUGUUCACCGCUAAGCAGCUAAGUUUGAGUGUGUAGAUGACUAGUGUUAAAUAAGGGAUGCUGUAGUUUUCUCUUCUGUUUCUCCUCUUCAUUAUGUCACCAUUAAGGCCAAUUGUUUUCAGUCUAUGUGAAUCCCAAUGGUAGUUUGAAAGGGAUCACAUACUCUUUGGAAUCAGCUGCUCAGAGCAAUGCCAUCCUCCAUCAGCUGCCAUUGUUUAAUGAUUGCCAGAGUAUUAAUGAUGCCCUUUGCCAGCAGAUGACUGCAAACAAACAUUCAUGACAGGUAUCCCCCUUGAUGUUCAUGUUUGUCCCUCUGUUAUCAUGGCUUGCUAUGGGCUGAUAUAAACUCAUCUCUGGCUUGUUUGGUUGAAAGAUUACUUGAUUUUAGGGUUAUGGGUAAUUAUUAAUAUCACUUUGUCUCUCUUUUUUUUAUAAUUCUCAAAAUAAAUAAUUACCCCUUGUGUACUA